This is a messenger RNA of Sorex araneus (European shrew), 2335 nucleotides long. RefSeq names its product RAB3D, member RAS oncogene family (gene RAB3D). The transcript is spliced from 5 exons. Bases 222 to 881 code for a protein of 219 amino acids. Lineage: Eukaryota; Metazoa; Chordata; Mammalia; Eulipotyphla; Soricidae. Gene Ontology annotation, cellular component: plasma membrane; synaptic vesicle; endosome. Gene Ontology annotation, biological process: protein secretion; regulation of exocytosis; protein localization to plasma membrane. The record is from RefSeq and is a predicted model, not a curated record. Gene Ontology annotation, molecular function: GTP binding; GTPase activity.
CGGAGCCUCCGCGGGAUCCGGGUGGUUGCGGGCGCGGCGGAGGCGGCGGCGGCGCCGGGGUCGGGGUCGGGGUCGCGGCCGGAGCCAGGACCAGGCCCAGUUCGGAGUCGCAGUACCCGAGGGCAGCGCCCCCCACCACCACGUCAGGUGACCCCGUCGGAAGGAGCGUCCCCGGCCCCGCAACUUCGCCUCCCGCAGAAGCGGCCCCUCCAGCCCUGUCGAUGGCGUCGGCCGGAGAACCCCCUACUGCGCCCCGCGAUGCUGCAGACCAGAACUUCGACUACAUGUUCAAGAUCCUCAUCAUCGGCAACAGCUCGGUGGGCAAGACGUCCUUCCUGUUCCGCUACGCCGACGACUCCUUCACGCCCGCCUUCGUCAGCACCGUGGGCAUCGACUUCAAGGUCAAGACCAUCUACCGCAACGAGAAGAGGAUCAAGCUGCAGAUCUGGGACACCGCGGGCCAGGAGCGCUACCGGACCAUCACCACAGCCUACUACCGUGGCGCCAUGGGCUUCCUCCUCAUGUACGACGUGGCCAACCAGGACUCCUUCACGGCCGUGCAGGACUGGGCCACCCAGAUCAAGACGUACUCAUGGGACAACGCGCAGGUGCUCCUGGUGGGAAACAAGUGUGACCUGGAGGAUGAGCGCGCGGUGCCUGCCGAGGACGGCCAGCGGCUCGCCGACGACCUGGGCUUUGAAUUCUUCGAGGCCAGCGCCAAGGAGAACAUCAACGUGAAGCAAGUCUUCGAGCGCCUGGUGGACAUCAUCUGCGAGAAGAUGAACGAGUCCCUGGAGCCCAGUGCCAUCGUGGGCAGCAACGGGAAAGGGCCCGCCCUGGGGGACACGCCGGCCCCCCAGACCGGAGGCUGCAGCUGUUAGAGGAGUGUCCCCAUCCCAGCGCCCCGCCCCCCCUCCAGCCUCCACAGGGUCUGUGGCCCGGGCUGGAGCUCCAAGGGCUGUUUCUAAGCUCAGGAUCACCCCUCACUCUACCCCCACCCCUCGCCCCGCGCACCUCCUGUCAGCAUUCAGCUGCCCAUCCCCCGCCCUAAAUUCGGUUCCUGUACUACGGGCUGCGGGGCGUGGGGUGGCGGGUAUCGCUUGCUUGGUGGGGUUCAUGGGGGGGUGGCGCAUGGCCAGUCUCAGCAUGCACGGGCAGGCAGUAGGUGGUCUAUCUUCCCUCAAGCAACACGGAGGGCUGCGGGCUGCACCCGCCCCCAUGGGCCCCUGAACCUCCUCAGACCUCAACGCCCCCAGGCUGGGACCCCGGCCUGCAGAUCCUGUGAACACAGUAUUAAAACGUUCCCUCAGCAAAGUGGGGCUGGGAGUCGGCACCUCCCCCCCGCUGCAGGGACCCUCUCCAGCCCCCCAAAGUGCCUUGUGAGCUUCCCCCGCCAACUGGCCUGACUGCGCAGGAAUUGCAUUCUGCAACUCUCCGGGGGCCAUAGCCGUGGGACAGAGCGUCACCCAAGCCUUGGGCUUCCUACUCCCCCGCACCCCGCCCCAAACGCGCAGCACAUGGAGGGGUGGGUGUCGGGGUUCCCGCAGCCAGUGAAAGCUAGCAAGGCUCCUGGAGCAUGCGCACAGGACACGCGCCCACGUGGGCAACAGGCCCCUCCCCCCGGGGACCCGGAAGCCCUGCCCACCAGGGAACCCCGAAAGUCCCAUCCUCCGUACCUAGUCCAGGCUGAGCCUUAGGGGUCAGUGUCCCCACCCCAGUGCCACGUCCAGCUCAGCUUCCGAGUGGGCAAAGCUCGGUGGGAGCACGGGCUGCAACGGAUCCCUGCUGAUGGAGGUGGGGGCGUGAAGUUGGGGUUCGCCCAAAUGCCAGGGAGCGCCUACCUGGGGUAUUCGGUGCCUCUAUCCGGAACACACUUUCCCCAGCUCAGGAGCCCCUGGUAGCCCCCUGAGUCUGAACCACGGCCUCUGGGCAUGAGCCACUCUGGCUUCCGGCCACUGCCGAUAAUUAAAGCGGCUCCGUUUCCUCCUCCCCGUCUGAGGUGGACAGUCCAGCGCGCCCUUCCCUGGCUGCCAGCUCUGGAGCGCACGGACGUCUAGAGAGAACUUACCUCUCUGAGCCAGGCUGCCCCCAAGCUAGUUCCAAUGCUCUGGUUCCCCACCCCCCCAUUAUUUAAAAUUUUAGUGGAAGAGAGGGAGUCAUUUAUCAGCCGCCGUCUUGUCAGCAUGAAUUUAAAACCGCUUACAUUAAAAAAGCCAGGCUUAAGGAUAGGAAUUGGGUGUUUCCUGGUAUACUGCACGGUUCUCUCUGAGCUUAAUGGUGUGUGCCCCGCCACCCCCAAAUAAAGAUGCAGCCGGGUUGUAUCAAGCCCGUUGAA